Staurois parvus is the source of this 385-nucleotide messenger RNA. The record is from the annotation of a GenBank genome assembly. NCBI's taxonomy places the organism in Eukaryota, Metazoa, Chordata, Amphibia, Anura, Ranidae.
CUAUUCCCCCCACUGACACCGAUGAUGGGGCACUAUUCCCCCCACUGAUACCAAUGAUGGGGCACUAUUCCCCGCACUGAUAUCAAUGAUGGGGCACUAUUCCUCCCACUGAUACCAAUGAUGGGGCACUAUUCCUGCCACUGAUACCAAUGAUGGGGCACCUAUUCCCCCCACUGAUACUAAUGAUGGGGCACUAUUCCUGCCACUGACACCGAUGAUGGGGCACUAUUCCUCCCACUGUGACACCAAUGAUGGGGCACUAUUCCUCCCACUGACACCAAUUACACUUGCUGACCUCUGUUCUAGUAUGGUGCUGCUGCAGCCAGCAUAUAUGGUUGCAGCAGCACCUCUACACGGCACACUUACCGGCACUGCGCCGCCCCCU